Molecule: messenger RNA, 3445 nt
Organism: Dendronephthya gigantea
Lineage: Eukaryota; Metazoa; Cnidaria; Anthozoa; Malacalcyonacea; Nephtheidae
Product: exocyst complex component 1-like
Exons: 24
Coding region: 142-2820 (892 amino acids)
Biological process (GO): exocytosis; Golgi to plasma membrane transport
Cellular component (GO): plasma membrane; exocyst
Molecular function (GO): phosphatidylinositol-4,5-bisphosphate binding
Source: RefSeq, a predicted model, not a curated record
AUUUAUCUCCUAUGCACCUUUUCUUACAUGGUACGUCUUUAUCCUUUACACUUUUUUACGGUAAAAUGAGUAUUUUCUAUUGCUCCAGAAUUUGCUCCAGUAAAACCGUGUAAGACUGUAAGUCUGGGAACGAGGAAAACAAUGGCUGCUUUGAGAAGCAGCUUGCAGAAAGAAGUUUUCGAUCCAAGCGAUGAAAAGUUAUUUGCUUUUACAAAUGUUAGUAGAGCAGGCAAGAAGAGAAAACCAAGCUUUCUUUGUAUAGCAGUUUCAAAUGAAAGACCAGUGUAUGUUACCAUAUAUAAAGUGAAAAGGACAGAUAAGGAAAGCUAUAAAAAGAGAACAUCAUGGCUAUUAAAGGAUAUGAAAACUGUGGAUGGAAAAGAUGCCUAUACAGAAACGCCUGAGUUUGAUUUGGUUUUUGAAAAGAAUUAUAAAUGGAUUGCAAGUAGUUUUUCAGAUAAAAAUGCCUUCAUUGUUGCUUUAUGGAAGGUUUGCACACGAUAUUUACCACAAAGAAAACCAGCCUUUGUCAAUGUCAAUCAACAAAGCAUCGAAGAAACCUUGCGUUCGGGAGCUUCUCAGCUGUCAUCUUCACAGGCACACGAGGCAAUCGAAGAUGACUAUCAACAGCUGGCGCCAGGUGAAGAGAAAGAUUUAGACGUGACUAUGUCGAGAUACGAAUGUGCCAUCAGCAAUAUUGAAGCUUUCACUGAGAAACUAUCCAGAGAUUUAUCUCUGCUUGAUGGAGCUAACAUAUCAUCUAUCAUGAGUUCCGAAAGUCAGGUGAAAAACAUAAUGGAGUGUAUUGAUGAAGGUUUGAAAGAACUGGAUGAGUUGGAAGAGAAACUUGAGAGAUAUGAUAAACUGCUGCAGAAAGCUCGCGAUCAUAUGGAACACAUGGACGAAAAAAAUAAACGGAUGCAGCUGGAACGCGAUAAUCAUAAGAAAUUAUCCGACGAAGUUCAAAAUUUAGUUGACAUUUUGGAUGUACCUGAAGCCACUCUUAGUACAUUGCAAAGAAAAAGUUUAUCAAAUGCCACCGAGUUAGCACAAUGUACUGAGGCCGCAAAAGCAGUUCGCAAUGCUAUGAGUGCUGAACUCAGUCCAGGACUGGACAAACUUCAUGCUGUGAAAGAACAAAGAGACAUGUUUUGGAAUCUUUGUCAAGAAUUUGCUACCUUUCUUGCAUCACAUUUAAAGAGAGUAUUCCAAAGUCACGAAGACGAGACUGAGACACUGGUCAAACAUUCCAAUGAACUGGUAAUUCCAAGUCACAACAAAAUCCAUGAUGAACUUGCUCCAUACACAGAUCUUAUGUUUUGGCUCAAGGAAAUUGACCAGUCAAAAUUUACAGAGCUAAUUCAGAUUUAUACACAAUGUUUUAGCAAGGUUUAUGAGAAAGAAAUUCGAGAUUUCUUUGAAGUGUCCAAACAAAGAUGUUCUGCAAGGAGUGCGAAAGCCGCAGGCAAUCUUCGUGCUGGUUCGCAUCUCUCUUUAAGCCGAGAUGAAGUUUCCCACGGAAGUCCAAUGCCAUCUCGUGUGACAAGGUUCGAUAAACACACAACAGAUAGUCCUCAACUCAAUCGUCGUUCGCCGUCGGGAUCACUGAGUUCUCAGGAUUCUCUUGUGUCUUCGGAUAGCGUCUCUGAGAGCCGAAGUAGAUUUGAUAAGAUUUUUGAUACGCUGUUGUCGGAAUUGGAACCUGCUUGCCUCGCUGAACAGAAGUUUAUUGAAAAAUUCUUCCACAUGCCGUUACCCAAAGACGAUUCAGAGACAUCCAGCAUAUCUAGUGGCAGCUCAAUUUUGUUGAAAGAUAAUCCAGAUGGUUCCUUCAUGUCUCGCCCCAAACGUUCUGGUGAACUCGGAUUGUACAAAAUUAUGGCAGACCUGUUUAGCGGGCUGGAUCCAGAACUUCAAAAUUUUAUUCACUUUGGUGAUAAACUCGAUAGCUUUAAUACAAUGUACAUGCUUGUACGUGUUGGUGAUUACGUGAUGGCCCAUGAAGCUUCUGGCAUACAUAUAUCUUUCCUCAGUCAUCAGCUGGCUCAGUCAUUAAUCUUGGUGAAGAGAUUGUUUGAUAAAUUUAUUAUGGCGCUUGGAAAGCAAGUAGAAGAAACAAAAGUGCCGAAGAAAAGUAGAUGCGGUAUACUGCCAUUUGUUUCAAAGUUCGAGAGUUUUGCAGAAACGGCCGAAUUAAUCUUUAAGAGUUCAGAGCGCCGUAACGACUUGGAUAAAUCAUAUCGUUAUCUUGUCGGUGUCGUGUUUAAAAACAUCGAGAGAGCUGCUGUUGAAAACCAAAAGACACCUGCUGACGUCAUUCAAUUUGAAAAUUACCACCACUUGUACGGCGUUUUAUCGCGGUUGAAAAUUGCCAGUUUGGACGGUGAAAGAAAACAAGCGAAAGUCCAAUACACUGAACAUAUGAAUUCGUACGCAACGACAAUGUUUGGACGACCGAUGGAAAAACUUAAUACCUUUUUCGAUGGUAUCGAGGAAAAACUCUCAAGCGGUGUAAAGGCAGAAGAAAUAGGUUACCAAUUAGCAUUUAGUAAACAAGAGCUGAGGAAAGCGAUAAAAGAAUAUCCCGAGAAAGAGAUAAAGAAAGGUUUGGAACAUCUCUAUAAGAAAGUUGAAAAACAUUUGUCAGAAGAGGAAAAUUUACUCCAGGUUGUAUGGCGUUCAAUGCAAGAGAAAUUUAUCCAACAAUACAAGUAUUUUGAUGAACUCAUAAACCGAUGUUAUCCCGGCUCGAUGAUAACAUUGGACUUCUCAAUUGACAGUUUACUGACGUUUUUUUCUGAUAUUGCGCAGUCACACUGAUAUAUUAAAUUUAGCACAUAUAUUGAACCGUCCGACGAGAUUAUCUCGGAAAGACGAAGAACGCAUUAACUCUCAAAUUUUACAACUUUUUGCAAUUCAAAAAAUAGGCUUAUACAGAAAAUUUAAAAAUUCGCUUUAUUUAGAUGUAUGUACGUGACUAUUAGACUUGAUAAGCAGACUUGCUCCCGUGAUUUUCCUGCCCGAUUUUAGGGAUUUUUAAAUGUGCACCUUUGCAAGUAAGGGGUAGACUUAGUAUACUACACAUAGUGAUUAUUUUUGUUAAUUUUAUUCUGUAUGGAGAGGAAGGGAAAACCUCUUUGCAAAUCUUAAAUUGAUAGAAAAUUGAACAUCUAAAAAGGCGAUUUUUCUUAUUGCUUUAUUAAAAGAGAGGGGGGAAAUGAAGUGUCUUUAAAAGUGUUUUGAACAAAAGCAUCUUAAUCUAUACUACAGUACAGCCUAGCGGUGCAAAAUUUAGGCAUGUUUUGCUGCAUUGUUUGCGCCAUUUUCUCAUGGUAUAUAAGAGCAAAUUUCCUUUGGCAUUUCUCUUGCGAUUUUUUUUUCUAUAAAGAAUUUGCAUUUGAUCUGUUAUUUUAUAUCUUGUGAAAAUGCAUUUGCAUUAUAUAGG